This is a messenger RNA of Papilio machaon (common yellow swallowtail), 1703 nucleotides long. RefSeq names its product SH3 domain-binding protein 5-like. Gene Ontology annotation, molecular function: protein kinase inhibitor activity. NCBI's taxonomy places the organism in Eukaryota, Metazoa, Arthropoda, Insecta, Lepidoptera, Papilionidae. Gene Ontology annotation, biological process: intracellular signal transduction; negative regulation of protein tyrosine kinase activity. The coding region runs from base 168 to 1604 and encodes 478 amino acids. The transcript is spliced from 9 exons. The record is from RefSeq and is a predicted model, not a curated record. Gene Ontology annotation, cellular component: cytoplasm.
AGAAGAUAUCGAACGGGCGAUAUCUAUAAUAUUACUAAAUUAAAUGCCGAAAUUCGCUUUUAGCGAUGGCUUUGUGAUAUUUAGUAUAUUUGGUUUUGUAAUAUGUAUGAAAAGAUCUGUUUUCAACGAUUGAACUUCUGAUAAGAUGCUUUUAAAUUGAUGUAACAAUGAACGAUAGCGGUGCCGAAUGCUCUGAAGCCUUAGAUCCUCGAGUGCAGAUUGAACUUGAGCGUUUAAACACAGCCACAGAUGAGAUCAACCGCUUGGAAGUUGAGUUGGAUGAAGCAAGACUAGCCUUUCGUCGUCUUCUUGCUGAAGGACAUCUACGUAUACAGCAGUUGACAAAGAAACUUGGCACCAGUGUACAUAAAGCAAGGCCUUACUAUGAAGCCAGGUUUAGAGCAAAUAUUACAUCUCAAGAGUUACAAGCGGCAACACUGGCUUAUGACAAGGCUAAUAGUGCACAUGCAGCAGCAAGAGAAAUGGUGUACCUCGCAGAACAGGGUCUUGCCAGGCUUGCAGAGGGCUCUGAAGGUGGACUUACCCUCGACCCAGCAUGGCAGGAAAUGCUCAACCACGCUACACAUAGGGUUAACCAGGCUGAAGCAGACCGAGCAACUGCCACGGUGACACAACGCACUAAGGCUGCGGCACACCGCGCCGCCGCAACCCUCGUACAACAAUUGCAGAAUGGACUGAAAAGACACAUUGCUAAGUCCAGGCCAUACUUUGAAGAAAAGGCGCGCAUUAACACAGCACUGGAGGCGCAAAAGGCUCGUAUACAAACAUUAGAGGAACAAGUUGCGGAAGCGAAACAGCAAUAUUCUUCAGCACUUAGAAAUCUUGAAAGAAUUUCCGAUGAAAUACAUCGACAUAGGUCAAGGCGACAGUCUACGAGAAAUGAUAUAGAUCGUUCAACGUUCACGGAUACAGCGAGUGAGUCUAACACCAGUGAGAAUCUAGAGGAGCUUUGUGAGCACAGUACAGACGCGAGUGUGCGCGAGUGGCUGCGUCGUGCGGCUGACGCGCAACGUCCGCGUAUACCAGACUCUGACACCUGGACAGAGAUAGAUCUAGACUACUCCAGUCCUGAAGAAAUUAGCUUCGAGAAAUGUUCUCUCCGACCGCGGUCAACUCCUGAGAAAACACCGUCACCGCCUAGUCCUUUAGAAUCCAAAGUGUCCGCAGCAUCCCCGAGACGUAUUAUACGAUCUGAACGGACUGCGCUUAGGAACGAACUGAGACAUGAACUAAGACAUGAACUGAGGCACGAGUUGCAGAACGCACGGCGACAAAGUUUGGACGCCUUACUUCAUGAUACAGGGGAAAGAGUGAAGGAGAUGUUUCAAGGUUUGUCCUUGUUUGGUGAACGUCGAGGAUCAGGGUCUGCGCCGCGAACUCCACGUCGUCGUUCUCCCACAGCAUCCUCAGCAUCAUCUGAUAGACAUUCAGACACUGAUAGUCUGCCCAGUGUGGAAAUGCUGACGGACGAUCAAAUCGCAUCAUUAAUGUUGGACGCACAAUUGGAGGCGGUAUGUGAAAGACUUGCGGGAGUGGCUGUGAGACAGCCGCGAUCACCUCACUCACCCGAGGCACGAUAUUGAACCUUAUUUACAUAAUGGUAAGGUAGAAAUUUGAAUGACAUGUUGUAUAAGCGCGAUAAUGAACCUUAAAACUAUCGGAUUAAGGUAGGAUUUUGAUUG